This is a messenger RNA of Lodderomyces pseudojiufengensis, 2070 nucleotides long. RefSeq lists its product as uncharacterized. The coding region runs from base 1 to 2070 and encodes 689 amino acids. The record is from RefSeq and is a predicted model, not a curated record. Gene Ontology annotation, cellular component: nucleus; cell tip; cell division site. Gene Ontology annotation, molecular function: protein binding. Lineage: Eukaryota; Fungi; Ascomycota; Pichiomycetes; Serinales; Debaryomycetaceae. The transcript is spliced from 2 exons. Gene Ontology annotation, biological process: carbon catabolite repression of transcription.
AUGUCUCAAAUUAAUACACCAACCUCUAAUGCAUCAAUAUAUUUAAAUUCAGUGUGUCCAACCUACAAUGAAUUAGGUGAUAAUACAUUCUACAAUUUACCGAAUAAUAUACCUCAACAAACUAAAGAAAUAUCAUGGCCUAUACUAAAUGGUAAAACAAUUAAAAAAUUAGUAUUAGAAGAUAGAUAUUUAAAUAUAGCAAGACCACCAAUGGGACCUUAUGAAUCAACUAGUUAUGUUUCAUUACCAAGACAUAUUGUAUCAGAUUUUAAUAAUAAAAUAAAACUGAUUGAAAGAGCUCAAGAAGGUAAUUUACAUAUUGGAGCAAAUGUAAAUCCUUUAAUACAAGAUCCUUUUAGAAAUCCAAGUUUAAAUCCUGGAGCAUUGACUACUAUUAUUGAAUUAAAACCUGAAUUUAAACUGAAGAAUCCUUUUAAAAUUGUAUUAAAUUUGGAGAAAUUAUUGAUUAAUGAAGAUGAUUAUUUAAAUAUACAAGAUGAAGUAUCUGGUUGGGAAACUAAUGAUAAUUUUGAUUCAUAUACUAAGCUACUAGUUUCUUCAAAUGUUAAUGUUUUGAAUAUAAUUGGAUUGUCUGAAACAUUUGAAUUCACAAACACUAUAGAACGAAAUGAGCCUCAAACAACAAAUUUAAUAGAAAAACCUAUACUAAGAAUUCAAUUUGAUCAUUCUGCAAUCAUCACUUCACUAAUUACUUUCACUUUAAAUAACGAACUCAUUAUAGUACUUGGAUUUCAUUCUGGGGUUAUAUCCAUCAUAAAGCCUAAAAAUAUGAAGAUCAAAAACAUCAAUUUCAAUUCAAAUAUACGAGAAGAAUCUUUAGAAAUUAUAGGUGUAUCAUCUUUACAUAUUAUGCAACAUAAUCUUUACGAAUAUUUAAUCGUUGCUGGGUUUUCAAAUGGAGAAGUGGCUAUUAUAAAUCCUACUGGAGAAGCAUCUCCUUAUAAAAAAACAGUUGAAGAUAAAGAUGAAUUUGUUACAUUUUUUAAAAAAUUUGAUUUAAGUCCAUUUGCAACAACUUCAAAAAAUCAAAUUAUUGGUCAUUUUAAAUUAAGUCAUAAACCAAUAACUUCUAUAACUUCAACUAUGUCAAUUGAAAAAUCAAAUCAAAUUACAGAUUUACAACCUCAAUUAUUAGCUAUUGCAUCUUCAGAUGGAUUUAUAAAAUUUAUUGAUUUAAUGUUUACUUUUACAAAAAAUGAUACAAAUAGUAUUGUUACUGAUAUAAUUUCAAAUUAUUUUAAUAGUGGAAUAUCAGAUUUAAAAUUUAGUCCUGAUUUUAAAUUUUUUAGUAUUGUUGGAAAAGGAGAUUUAAUUGAAGUUUUUAAAAUGACUUAUUAUAAUGCUAAUGGAUUAUUAAAAAGACAAAAUAGUAGAUCAAGAAGUGGAACUAUAAAUAGUAUUACAUCAACUUCUGAAAAUCAAGAAAUAAAAUAUCCUCCCAUAAUAAAAUCAAUUCAAAUUGUUUGUCGUUUUAAAGGACAUACAAAUAUGGUUAAAUCUAUACAAUUUUUAAAAGAUAAUGAUGAUACUUCAUCAAUGUAUAGAUUGAUAAGUUGUGGAUCAGAUGGUAAAAUAUUUGUAUGGGAAUUUGAUUAUAAAGCUAUACCGAAAGUUAAAAAACCUAUAACUCAAACACAUCAACAUCAUCAUUAUCAUCAUCUGCAUCUGAGACCUAGAGAAGGUAGAAAAUCAAUACAUGAAAAAAAAAAUAGUAUACCUAUAAUAACUCAUAGCCCAAGUCCUUUACCUCAUACAAGAUCAUCAUUACAUAAAAGAACAAAAUCAGAAGAUCCAAUAUUUAAAAAUCCUUCAUUAACUAAUUUAUUAUCUACUAAAAAUAUUAAUCUAAAUAGUGUUUUACAAGAUGAUGAAAAUACAAAGCAAAACACUGUUGGUGGAAAUCAAGUUGAUAAUGUAAUUGCAUUAUAUAAACAAUUAUUAGAUAUUAGAAAUAAAAAAGAUUUACAAAAAAAAUUUGGACAAUAUGGUACAAUAAUUUCACCAAUUAUAAAUGAUAAAUAUAUGGAAAAAUUGAUAAUUUUAUUUUAA